CCAUCCAUAUAAGUCACACUUAACUCUGCAAUAACAUUUAUCUAUAUCUGUAUUAUUUCUUCCUCUCUACAACUUCAAACACAAACAAUGGCAAACAAGGUUGUUCUCCUAGAUUUCUGGGUGAGUAUGUUCGGCAUGAGGGCUAGAAUUGCUCUAGCUGAAAAAUGCGUUGAAUAUGAAUACGUUGAGGAAGAUUUGAGGAAUAAAAGCCCUCGUCUCCUUCAGGCCAACCCGAUUAACAAGAAAAUACCGGUUCUUCUUCACAACGACAAGCCCAUCUGCGAGUCUCUGAUUAUUGUUCAGUAUAUUGAUGAAGUUUGGACCAACAAACCUUCAUUGUUGCCUUCUGAUCCUUAUGAGAGAGCUCAAGCUAGGUUCUGGGCUGAUUAUGUCGACAAGAAGAUCUAUGAUGGUGGGAGGAAGACAACAUGGUCCAAAGGGGAAGAAAAAGAGGCGGGGAAGAAGGAUUUGAUCGAAAGCCUCAAGGUGCUGGAGAAGGAGCUGGGUGACAAGCCUUAUUUUGGUGGUGAAUCUUUCGGGUUUGUGGAUAUUGCACUUGUUCCAUUCUCCAGCUGGUUUGCAGCCUAUGAAGCAGAGGGUAACUUCAGCAUCGAAGCUGAAUGCCCCAAGCUGAUUGCAUGGGUGAAGAGGUGUUUGGAGAGGGAAAGUGUCUCCAAGGCCCUUGCUGACCCCAAGAAAGUUGUUGACUUUGUGAAUACUCUCAAACAGAAGAUGGCAGCUUGAGUUUGCAAGUUGAGUUGAUGAUUUUGAGUGCUCUGGUUGCUGUUAGUUUGGUUGAGAGCACUAGUUUCUUUGUUUUGUUUUGCUUUGGUUGUUUUCUUGUUUAGUGCUACUUGAAAAGGAGAUACUUGACUGUGUCUACUGAGUUGUAAUGUUUUAUCAAUAAAAUUUCAGAAUUUCUAGUCCUAA
Messenger RNA from Daucus carota subsp. sativus, 930 nucleotides. RefSeq names its product probable glutathione S-transferase. The coding region runs from base 88 to 744 and encodes 218 amino acids. NCBI's taxonomy places the organism in Eukaryota, Viridiplantae, Streptophyta, Magnoliopsida, Apiales, Apiaceae. Gene Ontology annotation, molecular function: glutathione transferase activity. The transcript has 2 exons. Gene Ontology annotation, biological process: glutathione metabolic process. The record is from RefSeq and is a predicted model, not a curated record. Gene Ontology annotation, cellular component: cytoplasm.